Messenger RNA from Drosophila persimilis, 1326 nucleotides. RefSeq names its product hairy/enhancer-of-split related with YRPW motif protein (gene Hey). Gene Ontology annotation, biological process: anterior/posterior pattern specification; regulation of neurogenesis; regulation of transcription by RNA polymerase II. Gene Ontology annotation, cellular component: nucleus. The coding region runs from base 1 to 1326 and encodes 441 amino acids. Lineage: Eukaryota; Metazoa; Arthropoda; Insecta; Diptera; Drosophilidae. The record is from RefSeq and is a predicted model, not a curated record. Gene Ontology annotation, molecular function: DNA-binding transcription factor activity, RNA polymerase II-specific; RNA polymerase II cis-regulatory region sequence-specific DNA binding; protein dimerization activity. The transcript has 3 exons.
AUGGACCACAACAUGCACGUGAAUGCCCCACUCCACCAUUGGGGCUAUGGGGCAGGACCGGCUGUGGCCUUGCCAGCGACCGCCAGCACCCCCCAGAGCCACUGGGUGCAGCCGCCGCAGAGUCAUCACAGUCAAGGACACAACAGUCUGAAGCGGUCGCUCUCCGAGAGCGACUGCGACGACCUCUACUCGGAGGAGUCCUCCAAAGAACAAAUCUCUCCCAGUCAGCCGGGAAGCUGCCAGCUGAUGAGCCGCAAGAAGCGUCGCGGGGUCAUCGAGAAGAAGCGGCGCGAUCGCAUCAACUCCUCGCUCACCGAACUGAAGCGUCUGGUGCCCUCGGCCUACGAGAAGCAGGGAUCCGCCAAGCUCGAGAAGGCCGAAAUCCUCCAGCUCACAGUGGAGCAUCUGAAGAAUUUGCAGUCGAAAACAUUGGACUCGCUCAGCUACGACCCGCAGCGCGUGGCCAUGGACUACCACAUCAUUGGGUUCCGAGAGUGCGCCGCCGAGGUGGCCCGCUACCUGGUGACCAUCGAGGGCAUGGACAUCCAGGAUCCGCUGCGCCUGCGCCUCAUGUCCCACCUGCAGUACUUUGUGCAGCAGCGGGAGCUCUCGGCCCAGAGCUGUGCCAGUCCCAGUGGCUGGUCGGCUUCCGCUCCAAGUGCCGCAGGCUACCAGGCCACGAGCAGCUGUGCAGCCCCUCCCUACCAGACCUAUGCCUCCGCAGGAAAUCCCGGAGCAGCCUAUGUCUCCAGCUCAUCUCUGCACAGCUAUCCAACGUUGAGUGCAUCGCCCUCGCAGCAGCAACCGCAACAGCAGCAGCAGCAGCAGCAUGGUGGACGGACCAGCGUCUCCAGGACGAGUGGAUCAGGUGUUGUCAGUGAGGCUCUGCCACCUCAUGAGCUCCACUCCGAUACCAGCAGCCAGCAACAGCAGCAACAACAACAACAACAACAACAACAACAACAGGUGCAACAUCAGCAGCAACCUCCCACCCAUGUCCGAACCCAGACCACGCCUCAGCCGGCCCAGCAGCCACAGCAGCAACAACAACAGCAGCAGCAACAUCAACAGCAGCAGCAACAACAACAACAACAACACUACACACACGAUCACACUGUUGUUCAUCCGGAGCAACAGAUUCCCACCUACAUAGAUCUGACCAACAGCCACCGACCUCCAGCCGGCGGGGAAACCCUCAGCUAUAGCACAGCUCCACAGUAUCCAGUGAGCGGAGGACAGGAUUACAACAACGCCAGCGUCCUGCAAUAUGCCACGCCCAACGGGGCCAAACCCUAUCGACCCUGGGGAGCCGAGAUGGCCUAUUGA